Molecule: messenger RNA, 1750 nt
Organism: Fusarium odoratissimum NRRL 54006
Lineage: Eukaryota; Fungi; Ascomycota; Sordariomycetes; Hypocreales; Nectriaceae
Exons: 2
Coding region: 247-1176 (309 amino acids)
Biological process (GO): regulation of transcription by RNA polymerase II
Cellular component (GO): transcription regulator complex; PcG protein complex
Molecular function (GO): RNA polymerase II cis-regulatory region sequence-specific DNA binding; DNA-binding transcription factor activity, RNA polymerase II-specific
Source: RefSeq, a predicted model, not a curated record
ACUUAAGUUCCCAAGUCCCCGACUAUUUCGCAUCUAGCAUGAGCUUCUAAGAACUCUUCACAUCGAAUACGACUUUGGCAGUACAAAAGGCUCAUCAUUAAUAUUUGCCAGCGCCUUUCCAUUUCCCACCCAUAAUAUCAUCGGUAUUUACCAGACACGAUACUGCCUUAAUAUACUGGCUACUUGGCUUGACUGCUCCGAUUACUUCUACCAGCAAAUCCUGAUUAAUCCCGAGACCACCCGCAAAUGCAUACAGCAGCUGCAUCUUUCAUGCCUAACCAAUACAAUCAACAAGAAACACACUUUUUUACUCGACGCGACCAGUAUCAGCCUCCUUCGCCCCCAAUGGAGGAACAAAAGUGCUCUCUACCCUCAAUCUCGAACCUCUUGGGUUUGGCCGAUGCCGGCUCACCCACGAGUGAGUCCUCACCAACUUCACGGCAACAUUCUCCUCGCUUUGAAGUUCCUCCACCUUCACAUGGUCAUAGCCGAGCUGGAUCUGAAUGGGCUAAAUCAUCGCACCGUGGGCUUCCCCCUACACCACCUAUGAGCACAGAUGCAUCUUUCGAAGGCUACAGCUCCCCCACAAGGAAACCAUCCAACCAGGCGUAUCCAGGCUCAGCACCAAGAACAUACUAUUACGAGACCACACCACCUCUAGAAGCCGAUGCACAGCGUCAGGCAUCAGUAACGGCUAUUCCUCGAGCAACACCUCCAGCAACGGCUCCUUAUCCUCAGCAAGCUCACCCCACGGUAUACGCCAACCCAGCACCAGUGGGCGCUUAUUACCCGGCGGCACAGGUGCCUCCUGCUGUCCAGCCUCAAGAGAUGAACCCUUACUACCAGCGCCCUCUCCCACAGGCUUAUCCCCCACCAGUGAGCAUGCCGGCACCUGCUCCCUCGGGAGCAAAUCCUUGGCAGCACCAUCACUAUCUUAACCCAACCGGAGCGGCGGCAUUCCCGCAAAGCCAGGACCGGUAUAUUUGCCCGACUUGCAACAAAGCCUUCAGCAGGCCCAGCAGUCUCCGAAUCCACAGUCACUCACAUACCGGAGAGAAACCCUUCAAGUGUCCCCAUGCUGGAUGUGGCAAGGCUUUCAGUGUACGCAGCAACAUGAAACGUCAUGAGAGGGGCUGUCACAGCUUCGAAUUUAAUGGGUCUGUGAUUCGGGGUUGAGGGAUAUAUGUCGGACGACGAGAUGGUUCUACGAAGAGGGAUGAAUACCAGAGAAAGCUCGAGAUGAUUAUGCCUCACGGAACGAGCAUUAUUACAACAAGACCUGGAUGGAUCCGGUCUUUUCACUUGUUAUUGGGAUGGAAAUCCUGGUUAGACCCAUGUCUAAGGAUUUCCCGGCUUGGCGUCGCGGUCAACUGGGGAAAAGUCGGAGGGAGGAAAAGCUACAUUCUCUUCACGACGCUGGUCUGUAUUACUGGAAGUCUGGUGUAUUGUCUUAUUUUAUUAUUGUAUUUCUUUGGCGGAAACUGUCUGUUACUUUUUUGGGAGGCAGCUAUGGUCAUUUUAGACGGCGCAGAGGUGGAAACUGGCUUGAGAACCUAGCGAAGCAUCAUGCACGGCGUUUAGUUUACUACUGUGUGCUCUUUUAUCGGCACACGAAGAGAUCGACUGAUGAGAGUCGACGCGACGGAGAUGGCGAGAGGCGGAUACGAUACGCCCGAGACCAGGGAGGCUAUGGAGCCAUGAAUAUCAAAAUAUUACAAGAUCAAAGCACAAUCGUUGCCCGAGAUGAAGA